Owenia fusiformis is the source of this 2647-nucleotide messenger RNA. The record is from the annotation of a GenBank genome assembly. Lineage: Eukaryota; Metazoa; Annelida; Polychaeta; Sabellida; Oweniidae.
AGAAUAAGACUUGAUCUGAAUGAUGUCGGGACAGCAGCAAGCUAGCGAUCUGAACUCCAUCACUUCCAUAUUUGAGAGCAUGUCUUAUGGUCCUGCACCUGAGGCACCCAACGUAGCUCAGGCUUGGUUAGAUGACCACAAGCGUGACUUUGGCCUGUUCAUAGAUAACAAGUGGGUGAAACCAGAAGGCAGGAAAUCAUACCAGACCAAAAACCCAGCUACUGGGGAAGUUCUCGCAGCUACAUGUCAAGCCACACAGGAAGAUGUUGACAUUGCUGUAAAGUCAUCUAGAAAAGCCUAUGAGUCUUGGAGUAAAUUAUCCUGCCAUGCUCGGGCCAGGCAUCUUUAUAGCAUUGCGAGACAUGUACAAAAACACCACAGACUGAUCAGUGUGGUCGAGAGCCUGGAUAAUGGGAAACCUUUCCGUGAAACUAGAGAUGCUGACAUUGCACUUGUUGUCCGCCAUUUUUACCACCACGCUGGAUGGGCACAGUUGAUGGAUACAGAAAUGAGAGAAUGGAAAUCAGUUGGUGUUAUUGGAGCUAUAGUACCAUGGAAUUUUCCUCUCAUGCUGCUGACUUGGAAAGUUGCACCAGCUCUCGCAAUGGGAAAUACUGUCGUUCUCAAACCUGCCACCUAUACCAGAUUGUCAGCAUUAUUGUUCGCGGAGAUUUGUGCUGAGGCAGGCCUACCUCCAGGUGUAUUCAAUGUGGUGACAGGCAGUGGAGCCAUGGGCAGUAUGCUAGCAGGGCAUGUAGAUGUGGACAAAGUAGCCUUCACUGGAUCAACAGGGGUUGGUCAAACACUGAGACGUCUAACUGCUGGUACGGGCAAGAAACUAUCACUUGAGUUAGGUGGGAAAUCACCAAUUAUUGUGUUUGAAUCGGCAGACCUUGAUAGCGCUGUGGAGGGAAUCAUUGACGCCAUCUAUUUCAAUCAGGGACAGGUUUGUAGUGCAGGUUCAAGGCUACUGGUGCAGGAGUCUGUGCAGGAGAAAUUGAUUGCCAAACUGAAAGAACGUAUGACGCAUCUCAGGGUUGGAAAUGGCAUGGAUAAAGUUAUAGAUAUGGGUGCUGUUGUUGAUGAGUCUCAACGUAAAACAAUUGAUGAAUAUGUUGAGGAGGCGAGGAAAGAGGGCGCUGAGGUAUACCAGGCAUCAGCGUCUAUUCCUGAGAAAGGCUUGUUUUAUCCUCCGACGCUGAUCACCAAUGUGCAGACAGUGUCUAGAGUGGUCGUAGAAGAGAUAUUUGGACCAGUUCUAGUAGUGCUUCCAUUCAGGACUGCUAAGGAAGCUGUUGCUCUUGGCAACAACACCAUAUAUGGACUUGGUGGGAGUGUGUGGACGGAGCAGAUAGGGCUGGCUUUAGAGGUUGCCCUGAAUAUAAAGGCUGGAGCUGUGUGGGUUAAUGCACAUAACCUGUUUGAUGCUGCUGCUGGCUUUGGAGGCUACAAACAGAGUGGAUUUGGUAGAGAUGGUGGUAAAGAGGGUCUGUAUGAGUAUGCCAAGCCUAAGUGGGAAGAGAGAGCGAGGCCAGCUGUGCAGGACUCUAACCUGAAGACAUUUGGUGCUACAGUACAAAGCAGACCAACCAUUGACCAAAACACACCUAAGAUUGCUAACAAGCAAGGCGAGCUACCAACGAUAGACCGUACCUACAAGAUGUACUAUGGAGGUGCUCAGAAACGUCCAGAUGCUCCAUAUUCUCGACCAAUCACAAGCCCUGAGGGGAAGGUUCUAGGUCAUGUCGGUGAGGCAAAUCGUAAAGAUGUAAGAAAUGCUGUCGAGGCAGCCCAUAAGGCGGCCCCAGGAUGGGGUAAGCGUGCAGCACACAAUCGGGCCCAAAUCGUGUAUUACAUGGCAGAGAAUUUAGAGCUAAGACGUGACGAAUUUGCCCAGAAUAUAGUUGAGAUGACAGGGAAGACUCUUGAAGACGCUCAGCUUGAGGUGGACUUGUCUACGCAACGUUUGUUCCACUGGGGUGCUUAUUGUGACAAAUAUGGUGGUAGUGUUCAGGAAACAACCUUAUAUGGUGCUACAGUAAAGAUCCACGAGCCAGUGGGUGUUAUAGGAAUAUGCUGUCCCGAUGACUUCCCUCUUUUGGGCUUUGUCUCCCUCUUUGCCCCAGCUGUGAUACGUGGGAAUGCUAUUAUCAUUGUACCUAGUCAGACACACCCCCUUGCAGCAUUAAACUUCUACCAGGUGUUUGAUACAUCUGACCUGCCUGCUGGGGUGGUGAACAUCCUGACUGGGGACAGGGACCAUGUUGCCAAAUACCUCACUGAACAUCAGGAUAUACAGUCUAUGUGGUACUUUGGAUCAGCAGAGGGGUCAAGAUUUGUGGAAUACACAUCAGCAGAGAAUGUGAAGCGUACAUGGGUGAACUAUGGGAUACCCCGUGAUUGGGCCAACCCAGAACAAGGCCAGGGAGAGGAAUUCUUAUAUCAGAGCAUCCAGUGCAAGAACAUCUGGAUUCCAAUGGGAGACAUUUUUGCCAACUGAGGGGUAGCUGUUUGUUCUGCAGCUGUAUGUAAUUUGCAGCUGUAUGUAGUAUGAAGCUCAAUUUAAUAUACAGCUGUAUGUUAUUCCAACUGUUUAUCAUCUACAGCUGUUUUUAAUCUGCAGCUGUAUGUAAUCAACAGCUGUAUG